Poeciliopsis prolifica (blackstripe livebearer) is the source of this 11135-nucleotide messenger RNA. RefSeq names its product phospholipase C like 1 (gene plcl1). The record is from RefSeq and is a predicted model, not a curated record. NCBI's taxonomy places the organism in Eukaryota, Metazoa, Chordata, Actinopteri, Cyprinodontiformes, Poeciliidae. Bases 1629 to 5111 code for a protein of 1160 amino acids. Gene Ontology annotation, biological process: lipid metabolic process; intracellular signal transduction. The transcript has 12 exons. Gene Ontology annotation, molecular function: phosphatidylinositol-4,5-bisphosphate phospholipase C activity.
AUAGAAAUGAAACGUAUCAACACUCAUAGAGAAACUGGGUGUAUCUGGAAGAACUGAACUUGAAGUUUUGGAUAAAGUGGAGCCUCUAACGGGAAAUCGUGUCAUAUAAAAGACUUACAGAGUCACCUUCUUCCAUGAAGAUAUAGAUAUAAAACAUGACAGAUCAAUAAAUAAACGCAUAAAUAAAUACAAACUGCUUUUUGCUGCUUCAGUGAGUCCAGGCAUCGACCCAAAUCAGGUCUGUGAGCAGGAAGUUGGAUUUGGACAACAAAGAGAAGGUGUUGUAUGUAGAUCCAGAGUGAUAUUUAUUUAAAAACAAAAACAAACCUGUUAUGCUUUCAACCAAGCUUAUAGAUUUAAUGAUGUGCAUAGUUAUACAGCCAGGUUAUUGCAAAUGUCUUACUUUACAUUUCUCCCUCAAACAGAAAUAAUCUUUAUUUUUUAGUUGCAUUAUACAUAAAAAAGACCAACAAAAAAAAUUUGAGUUCAAAAAGUAGAAAAAAAGUCCCGAAAAUCUAUAAAAUUGAUUAUUCUCAGAAGGUUUCUAGAAAAAAUAUGAAAAGAAUCUAAGAAAUUCAGAGAUUUUUCAAGAAAAUUGAGAUUUUUGCAGGAAAUGUGCUCAUUUUUUCCCUAACUACUGUGGCGCUGAUUGUUUCCUUUUCAAGAGAUGAAACCGAAAAGACACAAAAAACAGAAACAAACACACAAACACAAAGCCCCGCUACAAUAACCUAAAUCAGCCUGAGCAUCAUCACAGCUGUAUGUUGACACCUCGCCUCAUGCUGGCGGCUCCUCGCUCUCAGGGACUCACGGCCUCCGCCUAUCGGAGGCUCGCGCUUCCUCGGUUGUCUCCCCGCGCCUGCGCGCAUUGGCUGCCUCGCGCGUCAGUCUCGCUGAGUGGGCGGAGCCGCGCGCACAGGGUGGAAGGAGGAGUGGCGCCCGAGAGGCGGCGCGAGCGCCUGUCAGUUGUGUUCUCGUCCUCUUCAAAAGUCGGCUGUUUGUUGCUGUGACUGAAAAUCAGACGGACGCGCGGCGACGCACGAGCGAGUCGGUCCAUCCGCCGCGCCACGCCGAGAGCCCGGUCCCUCGUGCACUCUGACACCAAAGGACGUGUUCCGGGCACGGAGCGGCUCGGUUUCGGGUAGCCCUGGUAACCUGGUGGACAACGUUGGAUCGGGAGAUUUCCUCCGCUGCAGCAGCUGCUGGUUGCUUUACGCACGUCUGGAUGCCUUGACCGCUUCCAGGGAACCGGGAUUCAGGAGCAGCGCUGGAGACGCGAGGACUUGUUGCGCGUCUUCAGGGGAGCGCACCGGUCGGUCCCCCUUCCUGAACCUCAACCUGCAUGUGAUGCUCGGGGCUGUAGAUGCGCCACGGAGCGCGCUAACACAACCAGCCUAAAGUCAGCGUGGACUUCAACUCUGGAACUAUGAAAUCCUGCUUAUAAAUAGUCAAAUUGAGUUGAGCAGUGUGCGUCAGGCUGACAGAGCCGCUCCUCUUUUAAAUGGCAUCCCCGAACAAGGGCACCAAACUUUCUCCGAUCCCGUAAAAUUGCUUCACUUUCUCCCUCGAGCCCGCUUGUUCUAAACUGACCCCCCCAAACCCAGUCUCCCAGCCCUCUGAGCGCUGACAUGUCGGAGCGUGACGGAUGUGGAGACGGGCUGUACGGCGACGGGGCGCCGGACUUCAUCCCGCCGAGAGUGUCCCGUGGCCGGCGGAGCGGUGUCGUCCUCCCCGGAGGAGGCGGCGGCGGCCAGGACUCGGACACCAUCCUGCUGGAGUCCGUGAAGACAGCACCGCGCCGCAGCAGCAUCAUCAAGGACCCGUCGGUGCAGAAGGUGGGCGGAGGUAGGAAGAAGACGGUGUCCUUCAGCAGCAUGCCCUCUGAGAAAAAGGUGAGCAGUGCAGCGGACUGCUUGGCUUUCAUGCAAGGUGGGUGUGAGCUGAAGAAGAUUCGACCCAAUUGCAGGAUCUACUCUCGCUUCUACACCUUGGAUACAGACCUGAGCUGCCUGCGCUGGGAGCCGUCCAAAAAAGACUCGGAGCGGGCCAGACUGGACGUGUCCAAUAUCAGGGAGGUCCGUACUGGAAAAAGCACAGAGACGUUUCUUCAUACCGGUCCUCUGUCUGAACACCUGGCAGAGGAAGCUGCAUUCUCCAUCAUUCAUGGAGACGAGUACCAGUCUCUAGAUUUGGUGGCAUUGUCAGCUGAUGUGGCCAACAUCUGGGUGACGGGCUUGCGGUACCUUCUCGCCCACCCUUCGAUCAUCGGCGGGGCUGGCGGAGGGUGUGGGGUAGUGGGAGGAGGGCCGGGCGAUGGAGGCGGUGUGGCGGUAGAAGGCAGUCUGGGAAGCAAGAUGAGGAGCGAGUGGCUGGCAGCAGAGUUCGCGCUGGUUGACGAGGAUGGCUAUGGGAUCGUAUCAGAGGAUGUGGCCGUCACCACAGUCUGCAAGUUGUGCCCUGGCAUCAAGGAGGCCAAGGUCCGCCUGCGAUUUAAGGAGAUCCAGCGGAGCAAAGAGAAGCUCACCUCCCAUGUGACGCGGGAGGAAUUCCAGGAGGCCUUCUGUGAGCUCUGCACUCGACCCGACGUUUACUUUCUGCUGGUUCAGCUGUCCCAGGACCGCGAGUGCCUGGACCCUCAGGACCUCCGCCUCUUCUUGGAGACGGAGCAGGGCUUGUCCCUGGCUACAACCGAGGGCUGCUGGGAGCUGCUGAGGCGCUACGAGCCGUCGGCGCAGGGCCGGGAGCGCGGCCUGCUGGGCCUGGACGGGUUCGCACGCUACCUGCAGUCGCCCGAGUGUCAGCUUCUGGACCCCGAACACCUGGGCGUCUGCCAGGACAUGAACCUGCCCCUGUCACACUAUUACAUCAGUACUUCAUACCGCUCCUACCUGCUGGAUGACCAGGUCCACGGCAGAGCUGACCUUGGCGGCCUCAUCAAGGCCCUGCAGUCCGGCUGCCGGUGCUUGGAGCUGGGUGUGACCGAUGGCCCCGAGGGCGAGCCUCUGCUCGGGGUCGACUAUGGGCCCGACAUCUCUCACCACCAUCAUCACCACCACCACCAUGCGCCUGUUACCAUUCGCUCUGCACUGGAGGUAGUCAAUAAAUAUGCCUUCCUGACUUCCCAGUACCCUUUGCUGCUGUACCUGUGUCACCGGUGCUCCCCGGGUCAGCAACGCACCAUGGCCCACCACCUGAAGAAGGUGUUCGGGUCCCGGCUUUACACCCCUGAUGCCCAGCAUGUGAGUCUGGGAGGGCGGGCCACGACUCUGCCCUCCCCCGAGCAACUGAAGGGGAGGAUCCUCCUAGUGGGGAAGAAGCUCCCUCCAGAGGAGGAGGGCUCUGAUGGGGAGGUGUCUGAGGAGGACGAGGAGAUCGGAGGGGGCGGGCCCCUGGCAGGAAGAAGGAUGACCAUCCCUGGGGAGGAGGAACUGGGCGUGGUCUUGGUGGUCCCACCUCCUUCCCAGCCCAGAAAGCUCAGCCUCCACAGGGAGCUGUCGGACCUGGUGGCUAUUGUCCGGACCAGCAGCCGCAGCUUCUACACCCAGAGGGGAAGUUACAAGCAGACCCAGCAGCAAUCCCCCACCAGCAGUCCCUCAUCCCCCGGCUCGCCCGUCUCCCCGGAGCUGCCUUACUGGACGAUGUGCUCCCUGGGCGAGGGAGAGGCCGGGCGGCUAACCAGCGAGAGCCCGGAGGACCUGGUGGUGUUCACCAAGCGCACCCUGACCAGGGUACGGCCCAGCUCAGUGCGCCUGGACUCCAGCAACCCCAACCCGCAGGGAUACUGGAAGGGAGGGGUCCAGCUCGUGGCCUUGAACCAGCAGACUCCAGGCGCCAUGCUGGACCUUCACCGGGGCCGCUUCACUCAGAACGGGGGGAGUGGCUACGUCCUCCGGCCCGCCGUGAUGAGGGACGAGGUGUCGUACUUCAGCGCCCACACACACGGCUGCGUGCCAGGAGUCCCGCCUCAGACUCUGCGCGUUAAGGUGAUCAGUGCCCACAAUCUGCCCAAGCCUCAAGGGUCAGGGGCCAAGGGUGAGGUCAUUGACCCGUAUGUUGUGCUGGAGCUGCACGGGGUCCCGGCUGACUGUGCAGAGCAGCGGACACGCACUGCCGCUCAGAACCAGGACGAGCCCAUGUUUGACGAGACCUUUGAGUUCCAGGUCAACAUGCCUGAGCUGGCCUUGCUGCGCUUCGUGGUGCUAGACGACGACUACAUCGGAGACGAUUUCAUCGGCCAGUACAGCGUGGCCUUCGAGUGCCUUCAGCCGGGGUACCGUAACGUGCCCCUGCUGGGCCUGGCGGGAGACCCCUUACCACACACCAGCCUUUUUGUUCACGUGGCUAUCACCAACCGGCGAGGCGGAGGGAAGGCCCAGCGGCGGGGCCUGUCGGUGCGCAGGGUGGGCCGGCGAGGGAGGGAGUACGUCUCUCUGCGUCACACCGGCAUCAAAACUCUGGAUGAGGUUUUCAAACAGGCCGGCGGACCCCUAAAGGAGGCCACGGACUUACGAGAGGAUGCUCAGUGCUCCACCGCCGGUUUCAAGGACCAGUGUGGGCUCCCCACUGUGGCCAAACUGAAGCAGUGCAUCCAGAGUCUGGCAACAAGGCUCCAGAGCCCCGACGGGGCAAUGGGGGCCACCAUGGUGCUGAGGGAGGGUUACCCCUGUCUGGAGCCUCAGGUCAGCCUGUCUGAGGCGAUUCGGAAGCUUCUCUCUGCCUACGACACGAUGAUCUCCGCCCAGAAGCAGCUGAUUGAGAACGCAGACGGUGUUCAGGAGAGGAUCGACCAGGUGCACAGGGAAGGAAUGGAGCUCCAUGAGGAUCUGUCCCGGCUCUGUGAGAAGGAGGGGCUGAAGGGACGCAAGCUGAACAAGGCAGUGGAGAGUUUCACCUGGAACAUCACCGUGCUUAAGGGUCAGAGCGACCUGCUGCGUGGAGCUAAGAUGGACUCCCUGGACGCCCUGCGGCAGCUGGCUCUGGCCUGCGAAGCCUGCGGACUCACCUCCUCCUCCUCCAACUCCUCCAACAGCUUCUCCACCGCCGAGCUGCACUACUCCUCCCACCCGGCGUCGGGGCGACGGAGUAGCACCCACGGCAACGGACGUGUCUGACACCUGUAUUUAAACAUGUCGAUGAAAAGAAACUCGUGAAGGACCCGGGGUGGGGUGGGGUUUAUGCUUUCUAGCGGAGUAUCCCUUUAAGCCGUGUGGUAGACUGAAGCCUUACUGUGGUGGUGACUGGCCGGCCAGCAGGGGGCACUUACAGAGGUGGAGCGGUGAUCAGGUCAGGGUGUUGGAGAUGAAUGUAGAGCGGCCUCAGCUGUCCAGAUCUACCUGUGUGUCCUCAUUGUGUUGUCAAUGUGAGAACAGACUGAAGACUUUCACUGCUUAACUCCUUCACUCACAGGUUUCUGUUUUUGAUGCAGUUGAUGCUUAACACUGAGAACAGAACCCGGUUACUGACAUCAGCAUUAGCCGUUAGCGACAUAACUAACCCUCUCUGUUCUGUUAGGAUUUCACUGAAAUGAAGGCGAAGCUUUCAGGUUCACAGUGCCUUGCAAAAGUAUUCAUGUUCCUGUUUUGCCACAUUCCAGCCACUCGGAUGCAUUCUAUUGGGUUUACACCGGACAGAACAACACAGAGUAUUUCAUAGUUAUUCAACGUUUCAGAUCUAAAGUGUGUGUUGGUGUUCAGGUCAAUGUUGAACCUUCGGCUACAUCAUAAAGUAUUCAGCAGUGUGUCUCCACCAGCUUUAGGCGUCUAGACUAAAAUUAUUCUCUAUCUUUGCAAAAUUUAUGAAGCUCAGUCAAAUCGGACGUCCCACUAGAAGAAAACAUCCAAUCCAUAAGGCCAUGUUAUCAUGUAGGUGGUGUGUUUAGAGUCAUUUACAGUGUGGGGUAUUAGAGUACUGGUCAAAAAUGCAUACAUUUGCAAGGUACUAUAUAUAUAUUUAUAUAUUCUCCUAAACAUUAUGUAACAUAUCAGGAAUCACCAACAAGGUUUGGAGAAUAACUUAAAUUUACUAACGGGCUCUGAAGGCAUCAUCUGGGCUGUUGGUGGAUCAGUCCACUUCCUCAUGAAAUUAUUUCGCGGUUAGCCAGAAUCACAGAACUGCAUGUCUGCUGCAGUGUGUGUGUGUGUGUGUGUGUGUGUGUGUGUGUGUGUGUGUGUGUGUGUGUGUGUGUGUGUGUGUGUGUGUGUGUGUGGAUGGUGUGUUACCUCCGGCCGUGUUUCUGGACCUUUGAGCCAACGUGAAUCAUGUGUGCGUCUUUUUAAUGCGGUAACUUUUCUACUCUUACAUUGAUGUGCUUUAACCAAACUCGACUCAGAACCAAACUGAACCUCACUCUAACAUGUCUCUGUGGACCAAAUGAUCGUCACAUGCCAAAAAUAGAGAGUUGCACAGAAAGCAGCAAGAGGAAGACGUGUCCAAAGUAUUAGGAAUAAAUGAUGUGACGUUCCACAAUCUCAGUUCAGUAACAGUACAAACCUGGCCUUGCAGCAUAUGGAGGUGGUGCAGAUGGACACUUUUUGAAGUUUCUUUAGCACAAGUAUAACAGAACAUGUUAAGUGUACACAAAGAAUUGUUUUCAUUAGGCUUUUCUCUGCCUUCACAAACAUACAAACAUCCAGCGACGUUCUUUUAUAAAAGUCACAUAUUUCAUAAAUAAAGCUGCGGUAUGUAACUUUUAGAAAGGAAUGUUUUUUUUUAAAAUUAUUUGUGGAAGCUAUCACUAUGAUCUGAGACAGACAAUGUGAAAAAAAUCGGGGCAUUUUUGCAGACCACAACAGUAGCUCUCUGAGGACAUGGAGUUCAAUUUUUGUCACAGAUUAUCUGUCUCAUAACAUGAAGUCAUGACAUGGUGACAGUUUUAAUGAAUAUGGAAGAAAAACACUUUGUAAAAGUUAAAUGAAUAGCUUUAGGGGGAAUGUAAUGAUAUAAAAAAUAUAUAUAUAAUUAAAUUACUGUUGUGUAAGUAAUUGCACAACAGUGGAACUGAACAGAUUUACUGUGGAAGAUGCUGGGUUGGUGGCAUUUCAAAGCAUUGUUUUUAACCCCCGGGCUGAAACGCCGCUCUCUCCAUCGCCUCGCUGCCUGAGGCUGAGGCAGCAGAGACUGAGCUGAUGUACUGACUCACAGCCACCACAUGACCCUGACCUGAUAAUGUGUGUGUGUCUGUCUGUGUUUAGGAAGCUUUUUUACCCUCCCGCGAUCGUAAGAGACGGGAUCCAUUUGACACUGCAGGCUCUUUACCCUAUGCGCGGUACAGGGGGAUGGCACUGAACGCGCAUGCGCUUUUACAUAAUCGCCUCCUGUAAUUCGUGCCAAGACUGCGAGGAGGAUGAAAGCAGAAAGCACACAAUGGAGGCAGAGCAAAGGUGAUAACAGGAAGAAGGCGAUGGAACUCACUGCAGAUCAACUUCUGCUGGGUUGUGUUAGUCUGCAGGUGGACCUGCAGGGCUUCAUAAUUGGCUGUGAGCAGUAGACAGAGUGACAGCACCUGCUGGUUCUGGUCUAUUAAUACCAUCCUGACUCACUGGAGGCCUGGGGUCGUGCACUCGUGCAGCUGCGCUCGCGUCCGCCGUGAUUUCCGGCUGCCAGCCGCUGCCGGGUUUAUUUGCUCUCCGACUCAGCGAAGCAGAGAAAUGUUUGGGAGACCUCCACUGAACCUGCAGCGGCGAGGCGAGGCGGCUUUCCAGGAGGACGGGAGGCUUCUGGAGCUCACACAGAGCUGUUCCUCUGCAAUGUUAACCUACCAUGUUGUUCUGGGGGCGCCCGCUGGUGGAGACCGAGAAAACGAUGGCGGUUCACCUUCGCCUCAGGGGCAGCGAGGGAAGACUGGUGGCUGCUGGGGGGACAGUAAUUAGAAAAUUUCCAGUUAAAGUUGAGCUCAUUUUCAGUCAUUUUUCAGUUUAGAGAGAGGAGAAGCAAAAUGAAGUGUGACAAAUGAGAGAGAGAGAGCUCAGUGUUUCAGUAGUGACAGCUACUGAAAAAUGAAUGGAAUCCAAAAACACUGAUAUCAAUGAUUUCUGGAGUGUUUUUCAUUCAAUUUCAACCUACUGAUGCUAAUUUUACCUGAUGUGAGAGAAUACUUCUUUUUAAGUUUUUACAGUUGCAUUUUGCUAUUAGCAUUAAAAACAGCUAAUAGUCUCUUUUCUCUUGAGAACAUGGACGGUUCCAAACCAAGCAACCAAGUCUUAAAUUGUUCAGCCUGUCUGUUAUCUGCUGAUGGAAGCUCAGUGUCAGUUCACCAAUAUGGACGCCCAAAAAAGCCAUGCCGAAGUUCAUACUGGACUUGGAAGCUACCAGUCAGACCUGUGAUGUGUUGGAGAGACGGUGGUGGAAGUAGUGAUAGAACACCCCCUGGUUCUGCGGCACAUCAGAACUCAUAUCAAAAAGAAAAAACGCAUAUAGAAAUCAUUUGGUUAUUCUAAUAACUUUGCUUUAUGUUUUUUCUUUGUUGUAUUACAAAUUUUGUGGGUUUUGGAGCAACUGAAGGAUAUACUUUGGUCAGCCAACGGCAGUUGUUCAGUGGAGGGAUGUCAUGUUGUCACCGACACACUGAAGUGCCUCAGUGACCAGUAGCUGUGCAGCAUUAGCAACAAGGUGUGCCUAAUGUGAAACAUCUCCCAUCUCCAUCAUCAAAUUAAACGCCCUUCGUAAAAAAUGGUAAAUUUCUACAACUCUGAUCCUGAGCAGCCAGAAUGGUUACACUUCACCAGGAGUGGACGCUCAGAGCUGCCAUAGUGCAUGCAACACAAUGUCUGUUUCCGGGGUGUGAUGCCAUUUCCCUUUUCAUCGUGCCAAGACUGAGUUGCCACAGUGGCAGAGAGCUCCUUUACCAAAUGACCAGUCGAUGUCCUGCUCUGUUGGAUCAGUUCAGAAUGACCAGCCAUCGUUCAGCAUGAAUACAGUUUAAAAUCAUCUAGUUCUGGUUGCCAACACAGUACUUGGUGAAGCUGUAGUUUAAUGGUUUUCAAACGUUGGUUAGCUUAACUUUUCGUGUGGCUGCUGGAUGAAAGGCAGACCGAACACAUCUUUAGCUACUUUGACCAUAAAUUCACUCACACAGUGGACAGUGGACUACCAAUCACAUGGUUGGGUUUAAAUUCCCAAAACUCUUGGUGUAAAAAUGUGCAACCCAGGAGAAUCAGAGCAUAUUUCAUCACAGCUGCAGUUCAGUUGUUUUCAUGCUAGAAAAAGCAUCGUCUCUCCAGCUCUCGGACUCUCACACAAACUAACAAACAGUCGCACAUUUUUUGGUUGGACACACGUUCUCUGCAGUAUUUUUGAUUAAAAAAAUAAACCCUGGUCUGCAGCUGAGUGCAGUGCUUUUCUGCCUCAGUGACUGAAUAUAUUUCUGUGUUUCACCUGUAACUGACUGACGCACCCCAACCCCCGAGGCGCCUCGCUGCUAAUCCGUAUGAAAGCAGCAGAUUGACGUGAAACUGUGAGAUCAGUGAGGUUUUUUUCACCCUGGUGAGCUUCCUAUCGGUGAGAUUGUUGUGUUUGCAUUAAUGAUGCACAUUCCUCUCUACUGGUAAAAUAAGAGAUGUCUGUGUUCUCUAAAGCACGACUUAUAUACCAAUCAGCACAAAAGACAGAAGCAAGGAAAUACAUGAAAAGAAAUACAUUUACACAAUUAAGGAAUAGAAACCUUCAAUAAAUUAAUAAAUGAAUGACGCAUAAACAAUAAGCAUCACAGUCUUCGGUUUUUUUUAUGAAGUUUAUUCCAGAAUUAAGGAUCAGCUUAGAUCAUUCUUAGCAUUUCAAAUCUUUCUCUAUUAACUCCAAAAUUGUCGAUUUCUGCAUUUCUGCAUGAAACUAGAGAAAUUUCUAACUCUUUAGUUUCAUGAAGCCAAAUACUGAGUCACUGCAAAUGAUGAUUCUGCAAUAAUACAAAAUAUGAAGCUGCAUGUCAUUAGCCUAGAUAGAGAUGCUGUAAUAUUGCAUAAUCUAACCUGUAGAAAUUGAAUACAAAAGUAACCCAAGAAUGAACUCACAGGAUUUCCACAUCUGACUUUUAUUCAACUCCAAAAUUUUAAUUGCAAAUCCAAUAUUUAUGAUCAGGCACGCGAAAGGCAGUGUCCAGAUUCAAUAAUACACUAAUAUGCAGUUAGGAAACUGUAGAUUUGUCAUUCAGGGUAAAGGGGGAGUCCAGUCUCGGUACUGUUGUUAAAAAUGUCUUGUCACAAAAACGCAUUUAUUAAUUAAAACAAAACUGUACUUGGUCUCUACCAAAAAUGUUAGAUUAGAUAUGAACCUGUCUCUUUUUAUUGGGUCAUUAUUGGGCUUCUUUGAGUGAGGUUUGAUCAUUGCAUGUCAACUAAGUUACCUCACAUAAAUGAGACUUAUUGAUGAUGUUAAUCAUGUUGAUGGCUAUUGACCUUGUUAUUGUGUUGGGAAUUGCAAAUCUGUUCAACUUUAAUCUCACAGCAAACAUGCACACACAGGCACACACACACACACACACACACACACACACACACACACACACACACACACACACACACACACACACACACACACACACACACACACACACACACACACACACACACAGAUGGGAAGCACAUCAAGCUGAGUAAACCAGAAAAUGCAUCUAUGUUGGGAGGAUGAGGUCGGGGUGUUGGGAGGAUGAGGUCGGGGUGCCGCAGCCUCUCUGUUUGCCCUGUGUCUUAUGGACUCGCUGGUUGUGUUCUUCAGUGUGCUGUACGCCGACACAUCUCUGUGCAGACUCAUGCUCUAAUAGACUCACUGGAACGUGGUGUGUAGCUGCCAUCGUGCUGUGGACUAACGUGUGUGAACAUUUUUGAAAUCUGUAACGGUUUUUAGUCCGUGUGUCGCCGUGGCCUCUGCAGGUGUUUGUGUCGACCCGUGUCUACCCUGCUGACCUUUAACCCGGUGUUGUUCCCUCCGCUGUUCUCACAGUUUGUUUUUUUGUAUAAUUAAAGAACAAAAGAAGAAGCAAAGCUAUUUAUUGAAGUGUGUUUAAAUGACAAAUAAAUAUAAUGAAUUAACUAGAUCUUGUUUUUAUUUUAAAGCUACUGUGUUUUCUAUCUGAUAGAAAUAAUCAAAUAUAACAAAAGUAUUUAUUCCAGAAUGAUAAGAAUAAAGUUCUUUUUUUUCCUCAA